Trichoderma harzianum CBS 226.95 is the source of this 2469-nucleotide messenger RNA. RefSeq lists its product as hypothetical. The transcript has 3 exons. Gene Ontology annotation, biological process: amino acid transmembrane transport. Gene Ontology annotation, molecular function: L-amino acid transmembrane transporter activity. The record is from RefSeq and is a predicted model, not a curated record. Gene Ontology annotation, cellular component: membrane. Lineage: Eukaryota; Fungi; Ascomycota; Sordariomycetes; Hypocreales; Hypocreaceae. Bases 372 to 2033 code for a protein of 553 amino acids.
CGAGCCAAUCGCGCAAUAAACUAUUUGGCUGACGAGGGCGCGUCUUGUGUGCGUGUCACGCUGGCCCUUGAUGGGCAUGGGAGCCUCGGAUGACCUGGGAGUGUGUGCGUGCGUUUCAUCCUUUGUUCGAUUUGAUUUGAUAUCCGGGCUGCUGUGAUAUGGCUCUGGGUAGCAAUGCCGUUUCGAUGAACCAAGCAGCACAGGCCAUUGGGCAGUGGCAACUCUGUUUUUGUGCCCGAUAAGCCUACUGUGAAAACAGAGUUUCGUUUGUGUUUUGCGAUAUAUACAGGUACCUUGAUCAACAGGACAGUCUUGAAUAUUACAACUACAAGCUCCGUGUCCAAGGUUACCUCGCCAAGCAUCCAUACAUCAUGGCUGGCCGUGAUAUUGAUGCGGAUAGCGGAGAACAGCAGCCGCUGCUUCAGAGCUCUCCAAGUCCUUUGUCCUCAGGACCAGACGACAACAAAUAUGAUACGAGAGCGACGCUGAGCGAAACAGAAAACGCCGCUGGCGAUGUUCAUCCGUCUCGGGCCAUCGAGGAUGAUGUGUUACCAGAGACAUCUACUCUCGGCCGAACAUUAAGCUGGCAGAGCGCCUACAUCCUCGUAAUAUCCAGAGUCAUCGGUAGCGGCAUAUUCGCGACACCUGGAGCCAUACUCCAGUCGGUAGGCAGUCCUGGCCUGGCACUACUACUAUGGAUUGUCGGCACACUUGUCGCAGCUGCCGGUCUGGCCGUGUCACUCGAGUACGGCUGCAUGCUGCCGCGAUCUGGGGGCGUCAAAGUCUAUCUCGAGUUUACAUAUAGACAUCCGCGACUUUUUGCAACGACGCAAGUCGCCAUCAAUGCUGUUUUCCUGGGAUUUACGGCAAGCAACUGCGUCAUCUUUAGCCGUUACGUGCUGUUUGCAUUUGGUGUGGAAAAUGGGAGCGCUUUUCUUAAUAAAGGACUGGCCGUUCUCCUCCUCGUCGCUGUAACGGUCAUCCACGCCGUGACUCCAAAAGCAGGUAUCAAGAUACAGGACUUCCUUGGCUGGAUCAAGGUUGGAAUCAUCGUCUUCAUGAUUUUUGCUGGCCUCUACGUCGUGGUGUUCCAGCCGACGCUGGAUACCUCGGUACAACAAAAGAAUCCGUUAUCAUGGGACCAUCUGUGGGACGACACUGUUUGGAACUGGGGUGUCAUGUCAACAUCACUAUUCAAAGUGUUUUACGCAUAUGCCGGACUGGACAAUGUUAGCAACGUGCUGAAUGAGGUUAAGGAUCCCGUGCGGACUCUGCGUUCUGUAACGCUGACUGCCUUGUUCACUUCUUGUGCCAUGUAUACCCUUAUUAACUUGGCAUACUUUAUCGUUGUUCCCCUUGAUGAAAUUAAGGGGAGCGGCGAGCUCAUUGCAGCUCUUUUUUUCCAACGCCUAUUUGGCGAGCAAGUGGGUAGAAAGAUCUUGACUCUGGCCGUUGCUCUUUCAGCAGUGGGAAACGUUUUCGUGGUUGCAUUUGCAAUGGCGCGAUUGAAGCAAGAGAUUGCUCGGCAGGGCUUUCUUCCCUUUUCCGAUAUCCUUGCUUCGACGAAGCCUUGGAACUCGCCGUUGGGUGGCCUCAUCGUCAACUUUAUACCUUCAUUCUUUGUGAUUGUGCUACCACCCACGACGGAGGUAUACUCCUUCAUCCUCGAAGUGGAGGGUUACCCCGGGCAGGUGUUUACCCUCGCCAUGGGAUUCGGCCUUGUGUGGCUACGAUAUAAACGACCGGACCUCAAGAGGCCCUAUAAAGCAUGGUUACCAGCUGUUAUACUACGAAUUAUCCUGAGCAUUGCGUUGCUUGCUGCCCCGUUCUUCCCUCCCAAAGAGAAGCCCUCUGGAGGACUUUGGUAUGCAACUUAUGCAGUGGUAGGGAUGGGCACUAUUGUGGGUGGCGUCCUAUAUUGGUAUGUCUGGACUAUUCUUCUGCCUAAGUGGGGAGGGUACAAGUUGGAAGAGAAGAGCGAAGUGCUUGAUGACGGAACAGCUAUUACAAGGCUUGUGCAUAGCUAUGAAUGAUCUAAGCUGAGCAUAUCUAUAUUCACGGCAUCUACUAGAUCGGGUUAUUUUACAUUCAUAAAAACCCAAAAGCUCCAUAUUUUUAGAUUCUGCGUGGUAAGCAGAGCUUGAGCUUGAGAGCUAUCUCAUGAUUUGGCGACUAUUUGGUUUAUCGCAAGCGUUGAAUUGUUAUAAAUUGGGUAUACUGUUUACUUGGCAUGAUAUGUAUUUUUAAUACUACCAAAUUCAUCAGUACAUUCUCAGGAUUUUCCGCAAUUCCGCAGAUGGUGUUUCAUGGCGAUGAUUCAUCAAUCUGUCCAUCAAUCACAAAUUGAGAGUUGGUUGUCGCUUACAACGCGUCAGCCGUAGGAGCAAGAUUUCGGAGUAGUUCAAAAUGUCCUGCCGGAUCAAACUCUAACUGAGCUGCCACAUUAAGGCCCAAUUCAUGUAUCUUGGC